UUCGCCGGUUUUAUUGUGCACGAUAUAUCGAAACGAAGACAAAGAAAAUCGUCUUCUUUGUUCAUUCGUGGCUAUUAUUUUUCGCGUGCACAUCGAAUUAUUUUUUUGCUGAUCGAGAAGAAUGAUAUUCGAAGGUUGAUAAACGUCUGACGGUUAUCGCUCAUUGGAAUUGGCAGCAGAAUUAGAGCUCUUCCAAUUGACGACUGUGUUUCCAUCUUCCUAAUUAAAUUAAUUAAAACUAAACUUGCGUCUUGAGUGAAUGUUUUAGUGUUUGUGAUAAUGAAAGUUAAAAAGGCAACAGAAUCGAGCUUCAAUGGCAGCGACGACCCAGCCUCCCUGAUCGGUUUCCUUCCGCAGGAGAUCAAGGUCUAUAAGAAGCGAUGGCUGAUCCUCACACUCUUCGUGGUGUACAGCGCUAGCAACGCUAUGCAAUGGAUUGAAUAUAGUAUUAUUACGAACAUUGUAGCGAAAUAUUAUAAUGUCUCGGAUUAUGUAGUGGACAUGACGAGCAUGAUAUACAUGAUAACGUAUAUACCGUUGAUAUUCCCUGCCAGUUAUCUGCUUGAUAAUUUCGGCCUCAGGUGGACGGUGAUCGUCGGAGCGCUUGGGACCACCAUAGGUUCCUGGUUAAAAGUGUUUAGUGUAGCCCCCGAUCGCUUUUGGAUCACAUUCUGCGGUCAAACAGUGUGUGGCAUUGGUGUCUUCGGCAACCAGCUGGGUAUAGCUAUCGGUUUCUUAUUUCCACCGAUGUUAGUGCCAAACAAGGACUCCUGUGAAAUUGAAAGGGGGCUUCAACGUAUGUUCUAUAUCGUUGCAGCUAUCACGUCAGUCGUGCUAAUUCUCAUAUUAAUUUUCUUCAAGUCGGCACCGCCCUUACCACCUAGCUCCGCUCAAGUUGUGCAAAGAGAAAAAUCCGAAAGCAACAAGGACGUAAAGAAAUUUCUUAAUUCUCUCACAAGAUUGUGGUCGAAUCGUGGUUAUCUAUUGCUUUUAAUCAGUUACGGUAUUAACGUUGGUAUCUUUUAUGCUAUAAGCACCCUCCUAAAUCGACUCGUCACCAAAGAAUAUUCAGACAGUGAAGAGGACGCAGGUCGAAUCGGCUUAACAAUAGUUUGCGCCGGAAUGGUUGGUUCUAUUGUUUGCGGUAUUCUAUUAGACAAAACACAUAAAUUCUGGUUGACGACGGUAGGAGUGUAUGUUUGUUCUUUAGUGGGUAUGAUAAUCUUUACUUUCACACUGAACGUGAAGAUAUACGUUGUCUACAUCACGGCUGGCAUUCUAGGCUUUUUCAUGACCGGAUAUCUGCCGGUCGGCUUCGAACUCGCUGCAGAGCUCACGUUCCCGGAACCCGAAGGAACGUCUACAGGUCUACUGAACGCGGUUGUGCAACUGUUCGGCAUCGCCUUCACUCCGCUUUAUCGCUAUAUGCUUAAUAUUUGGGAGGAUUUUUGGGCGAACGUCGCGCUGUGCAGCAUUCUUACAGUUGGCGUUUUGCUUACGAUUUUGAUACCGAACGAUCUGAGACGUCAGAAAGCGAAGGCUUGACAGUUUGAACAAUCACCUAGCCAGUAAUGAGCCACAGUCUUCGAAGCCUCUGUGGUUCGAAGGAGUAGUUUUUGUCUCGACAAUACUUCCCAUAAACCUAUUAUCCUAGUUCAAUUGGGUCCUAACUUAUCCCUGAAUAUAUACUGUGUGCCAGAGAGAGAGAGAGAGAGAGAGAGAGAGAAGUACCAUUUCUCUGAGCCACGUGUGUAUUCAUCCAAAAAAAGUAUACCUUUUUCGAAAUUAAAUGAAUUAAUAGAGAUUCUAAAGGAAUAAUCAGAUAGUAUAAUAGGCGUUUACCUCGUAGAACUUCCAAAUUUUUACUGUAAUAGAGACAGGUUUAACACUUAGUGCGCUUAAGUGCCAAAAUGCCUAAUGUUGAGAGUUUGUAGAAAGAUGUAAAGAAAUAGACCAAUAUUUUUAUGGCUGAAUUUUUAGAAAAAACUCGUAGUAAAAAGAUGAUACAAUUGGCUUUAAGAAAUGACAAGAAAGCUAUAUAUAUAUACAUAUACAUAUAUAUACACAAUAUGUGUAGAGAUAUAUUUUUGUCGUUAUUGCUAUUAGAUUUAGAAACAAAGUGGUUUAACAAAUAUAUGUACAAACGACGAAGAAAAGUAAAAAUCGUCAGAAAAUUCUCGAUCCUAUUGUUAGUUGAAUUUAAUCUCAGGUAAGCGGUAGUAUUUAAACGAUAUUGUGCAGUAAUGAAUUAACUUUGAAAACCAGCGAAUCGAGGAUAAAUUAUCACUAAAUAAUAACACUGUUUAACAGCUAAUAUAUAUUCUCUCCGAUAAUAUAUUUUCCAAAGAUUUUUUGCACUGAACGAUGAUGGAGAAAUGUGUACUUCGGAGAAAAAAAUAAUUUUUUGUUUAUGAACAGUGUAAUUACAAAAAUAGAUAAAAAUAUUACGAAACUAAUAAGUUUAUUAUCUGUGACAACUAUUGACAAUAAUCUACGAACUUUUAUCAUUUUCCAUUCUCUUAAACCUUCGGUGCUACUCUAUAUGUUUUGUCACGCAUUGUAUUGAUACCGUGUAUUGGAAAAUAUCGUGUAAAAAUGAAUAUAUAAUAAAUUUUUUUCAAUUUAAAUGCUGAACAUUAAGGAUCGACAAGCAAAUGAAUGUAUCUUUAUUAAUAACAAAGGUAUAGCA
Mycetomoellerius zeteki is the source of this 2689-nucleotide messenger RNA. RefSeq lists its product as uncharacterized. The transcript has 9 exons. Gene Ontology annotation, molecular function: heme transmembrane transporter activity; heme binding. Lineage: Eukaryota; Metazoa; Arthropoda; Insecta; Hymenoptera; Formicidae. The coding region runs from base 280 to 1545 and encodes 421 amino acids. Gene Ontology annotation, biological process: heme export; transmembrane transport. The record is from RefSeq and is a predicted model, not a curated record. Gene Ontology annotation, cellular component: membrane.